AGAAAAAUUCCACACAAAAGAGCAGCGAUGGCUGGCUGGAAGCCCUGUUGAGAAAGAGAAGGAGGCAAGAUGUGAGAAAAGACAGGAGACAGAGAGGCAGAGUAUGAGUAAAAAAGGGGUGGGAGAGGCACUGGAGGGAGAAGAGGAGGAGGCGGGAGUCUGAAGCAAACAGCUUAAGACGAUAUGAUGUCAAUUCACAGGAACCUGGCCGUGCUUCUCCUUUUUCUUCACUCCCACCUCUACACUCAUGCUGCCUCCACUUCAUCUCCCGUCACUCAUCCACCAUUCAAAUACAUAACCAUUAACUCAAAUAAUGAGUAUGAAGAUGAAGAAGAGUUUGACAAGCACAGCUCUCCUCCUGAAGUGGUGUAUCCUGCGAGAACCACACUUCUUCGACAGAAACCACAGUUUUGCCAAUACGACCCUUGCUUGGAGAAUCAGGAACCCUGUGAAGAUCUUAAUGAAAGGACUGGGUGCCUCUGUCCGGGGAGAAGUGGAGCUGAUGUGCCUCCUAAAGAACCACGCAUUGAUACGCUGCUGCCAAUCAGUGAAGGGGAACACAAAGGGAAAAUAGAGGUUCAGUGGUGCGCUCCAUCUUCUGUGGUGACUCGGUACAGAGUGGUGGUUCAGGGAAAUGAAGAAGGCGCCCUGGAGUUUCAGGCUACUGCGCGAAGAACUUUGGUCGGAUCUUUGGAACCUGGUACUAUGGUGUGUGUGGAGGCGGUGAACAAAGCAGGAGGCAGCGUACCGUCAGAGUUCUCCUGUAAGCGGUAUGAACGUCCUGAAUCUUCUGAUCAUAACUUGUUGCUCGGGGUCAUAGGAGGAGGAGUCAUCUUUCUUCUUAUUCUCAUCAUAACAGCCGUGAUCCUCUGGAAGUAUCAAAUGUAUAAAAGGGCAAAGAGAAACUCCACUGAUGGAUUAGGAAACCCUUCUUACAGCACAGAGGGAACUCUGUGAUCCAGCACAGACAAUCCAUCCCAGUCACACUGAACAGGCCCUGGAGACAGGGGGCACAGCAACGGUGCAAUCAUGAACAAAAGCCAGAUAGUUCUGCAGUGGUGUCAUGAUUGAUUAUUAAGAAGUUGUAUACAGUCCUGUUUCAAGGAACAUGUAAACAUACUGGGGACAAGAGGAGUAGGGUUCCAGGAAUAACACUAACAAAUGGGUAUUUUGUGUCAUUUUAGGGUUAGAACUACAGGUUUGUUUGCUGGCAAAUUAACAUUGUAGGCAUAUUGUGUUCUGUUUUUUAGCGUUGCUGAAUUGACUUGUAAAUAUUAAUGAUUUUUAGAAUAUACUGACUGAAACUUUUAUAAUACACUAAAACUUAUUUUAAUAAAAAAAACAAACUUUGUAAAAUGUUGCUUUCAUCUGAAAGGCUUUGCACAGCUACAUUUUGUUACAUAAAGCCAAUUAAUGAGUAUAACAUGUCUUGGCAAGGAGUGCAUGGCCACCACAGGCCACAAGAGCAGCUUUGAUGUGCAUCAAGUCUCUGAGGGACUGACCCACAGUCGGCCAAAAUGUUUUGUAGCUGUUGACUUGGGUCUGGUGACUGAAAUAUAAUAUCAACACUUGUCAAACCACUCAUUAAAUUCUUGUGUGCUGUACA
Molecule: messenger RNA, 1606 nt
Organism: Larimichthys crocea (large yellow croaker)
Lineage: Eukaryota; Metazoa; Chordata; Actinopteri; Sciaenidae
Product: LRRN4 C-terminal-like protein
Exons: 2
Coding region: 184-957 (257 amino acids)
Molecular function (GO): protein binding
Source: RefSeq, a predicted model, not a curated record